AUGUCGUCCCAGUUAAGGCUCGAUACUUCUUCAGUGGAUCAGGAUCAACUUCAAUUCCUUCUGGCACAGCAAGAACAAAUCCAAGCCCAAAUCGCAUCUCUCACAUCCGGUUCUUUUUCGACAUCGACCUCAUCCUUUCCACAACACAGGUCUCCCAUAUACAAACAACAAAUACAUCGAAGGCGCAAUGUCCCCCGAAGCAUGUCAAGCAGCGGAGCUCCCAUGGCCCGACAGCCAUCCUCUGACCGGAUUAAAACACCGGCGAUAACAAGGACAAUAUCCCAACAAUCCGAGCCUGCCAUGGUGCGAACGAGUUCUAUGUGUAGUACGUCCGCACGCCCCGGAAAACUCCCUUUCACCCAGAACGGUGCGAUGCCUCCUCCACUUCAGAAUGAUCAGCGUCGAGGAAACCCCGCCUUCGAAGCUUGGGUUAACCAAGAUCAGCCCUUAAGCUCUUACACCUUCUCGCAUCAACCCCCAGCUCCUCCCCUCCAGCGGUCCAUGUCUCAACGGAAACCGGAAUUAGAACAGGUUUUGGAGGUUCCACAAGGUUUUGAGAACCCCGGCGACUUUCUUCUUCGUAACGGCUUUACUGGUGUCUCACCAACACCAGUCUUCUCGAUCACACCCUCGCCUGUGUUGAUGCAGUCUUCAACGCCAAUGCAAAAUCAACAGUCUCGACAGUCAUUCAACAUGUCAAGCACACCUACAACAACAACUCUAACCGAUGCAACUACGUAUACAAGUAACAUGAGUCGGCAAAACAGUCUCUUCAAUGAGCCUCUGGUGGAAAGUAUUGAAAUGAUGAAGUUCAAUUCAAACAAUUCCUUUUCUACAGGCAUCAAUCAUGAUGAUUUUGUUUAUCCCGUUGCUCCUCAGUAUAGUUCUUCUCAUCAUAGUCGUCGGUCUUCCGACGAGGAACAGACUCAACUACUUGUUGGGGCUGGCGGUGUUGGCAAUGAUUCUCAGUUCUCUUUUUCUUUUCCUUGCACGGAAGCAUUUGCUCAGUCUCAAAUAUCUGCAUCUUUUGGUGAAAAGAUGGAAAAGUCACAAUCGAUUGAAAGUGUUUCAUCGAGCAUGUCAUCAUCAUCCCGCAAUAAGCAGCGGCUACAAGUCAGUAACAUGGCCGCUGCACGACUACUCAUGCCCAAAGGUGGCUAUGAAGAUAAUUCGAUGUUUCGAGUCAACUCGUCACAAUCAAUGACUCGACUCGAUUCGAAAGAUGGGUCAAAUGAUAAGGUUGCAAUCGAAAAACGUGCUUAUCAGCGACCCAAACACGAACGUGUGUUUUGCAAGUUGUGUGAUGAACACCCUGAUGGGUUUCGUGGCGAACAUGAGCUUCGAAGACAUUGCGAUCGACAACAUAAGAGAAUGGUGAAGAAGUGGGUUUGCAUUGAACCCCCAAGCGGUCAAGGACGUGAGAAGCCUGUGCUACCGCUUUCAAAAUGCAAGGCAUGCGCAACACAAAAAAAGAAGUAUGGAGCAUACUAUAAUGCUGCCGCACAUCUUAGACGGGCGCAUUUCAAGCCAAAGUCUAAGGGUAGAAACAAGAGUAGCAAAGUUGAGGAUUCUCAAAAGCGUGGCGGGAAGGCCGGAGGAGACUGGCCUCCCAUGUCAGAGUUGAAGAAUUGGUUCAAAGAAGUGGAAGAACCAGCAGCAGAUUACACUCAGCAAGAAGAGAACGAUGACGAAGAAGACAUGAGCGAAAACAUGUUCGACGAUAUAGCGCCAAACGAUCACACACCAACCGAGUUCGACAAUGCUUUCAACAAUGCUUCGAUGACCGGUCUAUAUCCCUCGAUCAAUACACAAAACUACGUCAACAACACUACUUUCGACAAUGCGAUGCGACAGAACACUAAUUUGUCAAUAAACUUUCCAGGUCAAAUAACCUUUGACUUAUCCUUUCCUAUGAAUGAACCAUCAGUGGCAUUCUUUGAUGCUACUUCUUCUCUUCCUCAAGUUUUUGAUAAUCAAUCACUUGUCGGCGUCGAUCCUGUAAAUUUUUCUUAUGAUUCAUCUCUUUCAUUCAAUUAG
Messenger RNA from Sclerotinia borealis F-4128, 2037 nucleotides. The record is from the annotation of a GenBank genome assembly. NCBI's taxonomy places the organism in Eukaryota, Fungi, Ascomycota, Leotiomycetes, Helotiales, Sclerotiniaceae.